Molecule: messenger RNA, 3962 nt
Organism: Capra hircus (goat)
Lineage: Eukaryota; Metazoa; Chordata; Mammalia; Artiodactyla; Bovidae
Gene: BBS9
Product: Bardet-Biedl syndrome 9
Exons: 22
Coding region: 731-3292 (853 amino acids)
Biological process (GO): cilium assembly
Cellular component (GO): BBSome; membrane
Source: RefSeq, a predicted model, not a curated record
GCGGGUUUCCUCCGAACCCGCGUCUAGCCCUGUCUGAGGACAGAAAACGGGAAUCGAAUUAAUUCUGUCUCACCGCUAAUGAGGAGUAGGCAAUGGUUCGCUCCAGCUCCGCCCAGUAGAAAUCUGAUUCCAACAAUCAGGAAAAAUUCUCCGUUUUCCGCGCUCCGGAGACACUCAGGACUACAAUCCCCAGAAGGCAUUGGGACUCGGCUAUCUGACUUGCGCAGUAGCGUUCGUUGUAAAGUGCUAUGACAACAGGGCGAAGAUGGCUUGGAGUUAGGCUUGAAUCGGGAGGUGUCCCUUCCGCCGCUGCUGUCCUUUUUCUGCUGCAUCCCACUCACUGCCUCCUUCAUCAUUUCCUCCUCUUUGUGAGCAGCAUUACUUUCCUCUGUUCUCUCCUGCCUGAUCUCUGCCACGGGACUGAUACCGUUUUUUCUGCUCGUCUCUGAGGGUGACAGAGAGAGGAUGCGGGAGAGCUACUUGAUGGGAUCACUCCAACUCCGUGGAGCUGGUGGUGCUACCUGGUGAGACGCUCUCUUUGCCUGGGUCGUGGAACAAGUUGGAUCAGGAGAGCGAGAAGGAGUAUUAGGAUUGCUUUUCUCUGCGACGUCCGAUCUUGCUCGUCGUUCCAGCCCUGGGACCCUGGCAGACAUUCUUAAAGGGAAGUCUAUAGAGACCGCGAAGGACGGUGGGGCAGGACCCACCUGAUUCAGCAUCAGAGUGAACGAAAAUGUCUUUAUUUAAAGCCCGUGAUUGGUGGUCUACUGUUCUGGGAGAUAAAGAAGAAUUUGAUCAAGGCUGUUUGUGUUUGGCUGAUGUUGACAAUACUGGAAAUGGACAAGAUAAAAUAAUUGUGGGCAGCUUUAUGGGAUACCUAAGAAUCUUUAAUCCACAUCCUGUAAAAACAGGAGAUGGAGCUCAAGCUGAGGAUUUGCUUCUGGAAGUGCAUCUACGAGAUCCAAUAUUGCAAGUGGAAGUAGGAAAGUUUGUUUCAGGUACUGAGAUGCUUCAUUUGGCGGUGUUGCAUUCAAGAAGACUGUGUGUCUACUCUGUCUCAGGAACCUUGGGUAAUGUGGAACAUGGGAACCAGUAUCAGAUCAAAUUGAUGUAUGAACAUAAUCUUCAGAGAACAGCCUGCAAUAUGACUUAUGGAUCAUUUGGUGGUGUGAAAGGUCGUGAUUUAAUUUGUAUCCAGUCUGUGGAUGGGAUGCUGAUGGUGUUUGAGCAGGAAAGCUAUGCUUUUGGGAGGUUUCUCCCUGGCUCUCUUUUACCCGGCCCUCUUGCUUACAGUUCCCGAACAGAUUCCUUCAUUACUGCUUCUUCCUGCCAUCAAGUGGAAAGUUACAAAUACCAAGUACUUGCUUUUGCAACGGAUGCAGAUAAAAGACAAGAGACUGAACAACAAAAACAUGGGUCUGGAAAAAGACUAGUUGUAGAUUGGACUCUAAAUAUUGGAGAGCAAGCCCUUGAUAUAUGUAUUGUGUCUUUCAUUCAGUCAGCAUCUUCUGUUUUUGUUCUUGGUGAGAGAAACUUUUUUUGCCUUAAGGAUAAUGGACAAAUCCGAUUUAUGAAGAAACUUGAUUAUAGCCCAAGUUGUUUUCUCCCAUAUUGCUCAGUUUCUGAAGGAACAAUAAAUACUUUGAUUGGAAACCAUAAUAAUAUGUUGCAUAUUUAUCAAGAUGUGACACUGAAAUGGGCCACUCAACUUCCCCAUGUUCCUGUAGCAGUAAGAGUGGGCUGUUUACAUGAUUUAAAGGGAGUGAUAGUCACUCUGAGUGAUGAUGGUCAUUUGCAGUGUUCAUACCUGGGGACAGAUCCUUCUUUGUUCCAAGCUCCAAAAGUUGAAUCUAGAGAACUAAACUAUGAUGAACUUGAUAUGGAGUUGAAAGAACUUCAGAAAGUCAUCAAAAAUGUUAACAAAUCACAAGAUGUUUGGCCCCUGACUGAGAGAGAAGAUGACCUGAAAGUCUCUGCCAUGGUUUCUCCUAACUUUGAUUCAGUAUCUCAAGCUACUGAUGUUGAUGUGGGAGCUGACCUUGUCCCUUCAGUCACAGUGAAGGUCACACUGAAGAAUCGAGUAGCAUUGCAGAAGAUCAAAUUAUCAAUCUAUGUGCAACCACCUUUAGUACUAACUGAUGAUCAGUUCACCUUUGAAUUUAUGGCACCAGAGAUGACUAGAACUGUAGGCUUUUCCGUUUAUCUGAAAGGAAGUUAUUUACCACCUGAAUUGGAAGGAAAUGCUGUUGUUUCUUAUUCCAGACCAACAGAGCGAAAUCCUGAUGGCAUUCCUCGAGUUAGCCAGUGUAAGUUUAGACUUCCCCUGAAAUUAGUCUGCUUACCAGGCCAGCCUUCAAAAACUGCAAGCCACAAACUAACUAUUGAUACCAACAAAUCUCCAGUCAGUCUUCUCAGUCUCUUUCCAGGCUUUGCCAAGCAGUCAGAAGAUGAUCAGGUGAAUGUAAUGGGUUUUCGCUUCUUAGGAGGGUCCCAAGUUACACUUCUUGCUUCUAAAACCUCUCAACGAUACCGCAUUCAGAGUGAACAAUUUGAGGAUCUUUGGCUUAUAACAAAUGAGCUUAUCAUCCGCCUUCAAGAAUAUUUUGAAAAACAGGGAAUCAAAGAUUUCACAUGUUCUUUUUCUGGAUCUGUGCCCCUUGAAGAAUAUUUUGAGUUGAUUGAUCAUCAUUUUGAGUUGCGGAUAAAUGGUGAAAAAUUAGAAGAACUGUUGUCUGAAAGAGCUGUACAAUUUCGGGCCAUUCAACGUCGGCUGUUAACAAGGUUCAAAGAUAAAACACCUGCACCCCUCCAACACCUGGACACCUUGCUAGAUGGAACUUACAAGCAGGUAAUCGCUCUAGCAGAUGCAGUAGAGGAAAACCAAGACAAUCUGUUCCAGUCAUUCACCAGGCUGAAAAGUGCCACCCAUUUGGUGGUUCUGCUGAUCGGGCUGUGGCAGAAGCUCAGCGCAGACCAGAUUGCUAUUCUGGAAGCGGCAUUUCUGCCACUGCAGCAGGACACUCAGGAAUUGGGCUGGGAAGAAACAGUGGAUGCUGCUCUUUCUCACCUCUUGAAGACCUGCCUAUCAAAGAGUUCCAAGGAACAGGCUUUGAACCUCAGCAGCCAGCUGGGCAUACCCAAAGACACAGGCCAAUUGAAGAAGCACAUCACCUUGCUGUGUGAUCGAUUAGCCAAAGGUGGACGUCUUUGCCUAAGUACUGACGCAGCAGCUCCGCAGACCAUGGUCAUGCCAGAAGAGACUGUUAACAAGGAAAGCAGUGGUGGUGGACCAUGACAGCUGAUGAGGGGUGAUCCUGGGCAAAGAGUGUCUAUCCUCUUUCUGUAUCCACGAGAAGGUUUCAGUCUGAAACUAAGCUACACAUGGUUUUGUAGCAUUUCUAAGGAGUUGAUCCAAGUUGAUAGUGCUCCAAGUUGCUUCCAGGCUUUUUUCUUGUUGAAGAUCUUCCUGUUGACUUGGAUGCUUGGAAUUCUCCAUGGAAUGCAGGAUGCUGAAAUACAGACAGAUGGUUUUUCUCUCAACCUCUCUGAACCUCAGUUUCUUUUUCUUUACCUCUAACUGUUAGGAUCUCAGUAUCCUUCUCUGUGUGUCUGUGAUACGACCCUUUACCAGAAACUGUCCCAAGUUCUACUUCCUGUGACUCUGCUCAUUGCUUGGGCAGAGCCUUUGAUGCUUCAUAGUCAGCUCAUAGAAGGAUGUGAAGAGAAUUGGGGGUAAAUUGUACCUCUUUAACUGAAGAGGUGGUUUCAGGUUAAAAUAUACUUUAAUCAUUAUCUAUUGGAAUUAAAAUUGUGUUUAUUAUAUAAACCAUAAUUGAGUACUUAUUAUGUGCUUAUUAUCAUGCAGAAGUCUAGGUGUACAGAGGUGAACAAAGUAGAUGAAGGCUCUGCCCUAAUAAACCAUCCAUCCCAGUGGGGAAGGAAGGCAAUACACAAACGCAUAAAAA